AUGUUAAUUUUUAGAAGAUUGUAUAAAUUCUCAUCAUGUAAAUAAAUGACGAUUAAACCCUAGAAUUUAAAGAAUCCACUCUGACUGCAAUUUCACCUCUUGAUGGAAGAUAUGCCACUCAAACAGCCCCAAUUAAGGACUAUUUUAGUGAGUAUGCAUUAAUGAAGUAAUAUAAUUGUUUUCAUUGUAGAUAUCGAAUCAAAGUGGAAAUUGAAUGGUUAAAGUUUUUACAUUCCAAGAGUAUGAUAAAACAAGGGAAUUCGGUUUUGAAUUUGACAGCUUUGGAUUUGACUUAUUUGGAUUUGAUUUAUGAUAAAUUCGAUGUAACCAAAUCAUUCAGAGUUAAAUAAAUAGAAAGUACAACCAAUCAUGAUGUUAAAUCAAUCGAAUAUUACAUCAAAGAAGAAUUGGACAAGAGUAUUUAACUGUUAUGACAUAUUUAGAUCCAAUAUUGCAUUCAAUGAAAGAAUAUGUCCACUUCUGUUGUACAAGUGAAGACAUUAACAACAUUGCUUAUAGUUUAAUGAUGACUGAUGCCAAAAAUAACCUAUUAAUGAAAUCAUUAGAAGGAGUCAUUAAUAAAUUAGUACAAUUAUCACACGAUCAUCACAAUGUUCCCAUGUUGAGUCGAACACACGGUCAAGUUGCAUCUCCAACUACGGUUGGUAAGGAGUUUGCAAACUUUGCUUAUAGAAUCAGAAAUCAUUCAGAAUUAUUGAGGAAUCUAAAAUUUGAGGCCAAAUUGAAUGGUGCUGUUGGAAAUUACAAUGCUCAUUUAUUAGCAUAUCCAAAUUAUGACUGGCCAAAUCUAAGCAAAUAAUUCAUAGAGGAACUCAAACUAAAACACAAUCCUUUCACCACUCAAAUAGAGCCUCACGAUAGCGUAGCACUUUAUUACUCAUAUCUCAAUUUAAUCAAUAAUAUCUUAGUUGGAUUAUCAAGAGAUGUUUGGAGCUAUAUCUCAAUUAAUUAUUUCGAAUAAAAAAGCAUCAAAUCCGAAGUUGGCUCAUCCACUAUGCCACACAAAGUCAACCCUAUAGAUUUCGAAAAUUGUGAAGGCAACUUAGGCUUAUCAAAUUCCUUAGCUUAACAUUUUAUGAAUAAACUGGUUAUUUCUAGAUAUUAAAGAGAUCUAUCUGAUUCCACAGUAAUGAGGAAUCAUGGAGUAUGCUUAGGAUAUGCAGUAGUAGGAUAUCGAAGUUUAAUAAAAGGACUUGAUAAGAUAUCACCUAAUUACGAAACAAUCUUCAAUGACUUGGAAAAUGUAUUUAUCUGUAUUUUAUCACAUAGCAUUGGGAAGUCUUGGCCGAACCUAUCUAAUAGAUUAUGAGGUAAUAUGGGGUUCCAAAUCCAUAUGAAUAACUCAAGGAAUUAACCAGAGGAUAGAAAAUAACAAAAGAUUCUUUAAGAGAGUUUAUUUCAAAAUUGGCAUUGCCAGAGGAUGUCAAAAAGAAACUUUUGAGCUUAGAACCAAAGGAUUAUAUUGGAAAUGCUGAUAAAAUGGCUAGAUUGAUAUGA
Messenger RNA from Paramecium octaurelia, 1518 nucleotides. Lineage: Eukaryota; Ciliophora; Oligohymenophorea; Peniculida; Parameciidae. The record is from the annotation of a GenBank genome assembly.